UGUGUCGUUUCACAUCGAAUUAAUUUCUGAACAAAGUCAUAGAUUUCUGAACAAACCGUGCAAUUAAGAUGUGAUUCAUGCAAAGAACUCUCUUUUUCUCUCUCUCUUUUACAUUCGCUCUCAAAAGAAUUCUUACCGCGAAUGUGACGGAUACGUUCAUUACGAAUACGUCUUACUUCUGCGAUAUAUCAGCAGCGCGCACUUAAAAUGUCAUUUUCGUGACAGCAAAGGAGCGAAGAAACAAAACUUUCCUUUCGUACGCGUACAGCGUCGGUGCGACGAAGUUUGCGGCCGCAAGGAUGGCGCAAGGAUUCCACAUUCGAAAUCCUUAUCCCGUGCCGGAUGUUUCCCGUGAAGGAGCGUGGAUACCGCGCGGACCCGUGUUGGGAGAUAAAGUCUCGCCAUCGGACAGGGAAUGGCGCGUCAAUCUGAGCGCUCACGAGCGUCUCUUUGCUCAUCACACCCUAAACAGCGUUCGCAGAGAUCGUCGACUCGUCAGAACGCAGGUACCAUACGACGCUCUCGAUCUAGCGCUUACCAGUGUUUACGCUCACAGCCGAGACACUUUGAUACCGAAAAGAUUUGUGCCCGUACAGCCGGAAACUCUCGGCAGAGAAACUUGGCGAGUUUUAAGAAACGAGAUUAAGAUUUUGCCGGAACUACCGAAACCGGACAGACCGAUGCACGUGAGCGGUCAUCCGGAUGAGGAACUACCGAAACCGGCGACGAUACCUUUAUCGGCGGAUAAAUCUAGGUGUCAUAGCGGGCCAACUUUGCCGCGGAGAAUUCAUCCGAGCAACGUGAAAUUAAAUAUCGAGGGUCCUCAUAUGGACCAAUCGAAUCCCGGAUACAGUCGCAAAAUCGACGGAACUUUUUACAGUAUUUAAACACGGAUUUGGACGGUGUUUGAGCGGCACGCUUGAAGAGAACGUUUCGGAUUAAGCUGAAACCUGCAAUUCGCCGAAUGAAGCUCCCGCUUUUACAAAUACCAUUAUCGCUAUUGGCAUAAUCUCGCGGAGAUUUGCGCUUUCGCGAGCGUCCCAUUGCACAUAUUGAGAGAAGCGGCAAAUCGUCAACGCGAUCGUAAUGUAGGCGCGCAAAAUUUCAUUCGUAUUAUAAGAUCUGUCACGAAGACACGACGCGAUAUAUAUAUCC
Messenger RNA from Pseudomyrmex gracilis, 1155 nucleotides. RefSeq lists its product as uncharacterized. The record is from RefSeq and is a predicted model, not a curated record. The transcript has 4 exons. Bases 300 to 887 code for a protein of 195 amino acids. Lineage: Eukaryota; Metazoa; Arthropoda; Insecta; Hymenoptera; Formicidae.